Molecule: messenger RNA, 3060 nt
Organism: Eremothecium sinecaudum
Lineage: Eukaryota; Fungi; Ascomycota; Saccharomycetes; Saccharomycetales; Saccharomycetaceae
Gene: KGD1
Product: alpha-ketoglutarate dehydrogenase KGD1
Exons: 1
Coding region: 1-3060 (1019 amino acids)
Biological process (GO): tricarboxylic acid cycle
Cellular component (GO): mitochondrion; oxoglutarate dehydrogenase complex
Molecular function (GO): thiamine pyrophosphate binding; oxoglutarate dehydrogenase (succinyl-transferring) activity
Source: RefSeq, a predicted model, not a curated record
AUGUUGAGAAUACUUAAAGGUUCCCAAAGCUCAGUGCUAAGGAAUUCGUUAAGGAACCGUUUUUCUCAUACCAAUGGGUCGUUUGUGUCGUUAAGAUUUAGCGCUUCGAGUGCUCCUGCCCAUGACACUUUUCUAUCUACAAGCAAUGUCGGAUAUAUCGAGGAGAUGUAUACCGCUUGGCAGAAAGACCCAGAAUCUGUUCACGUUUCUUGGAAUGCUUACUUUAAGAAUAUGGGCAAUUUGAACAUUCCAGCCUCGUCGGCCUUCACCGCUCCUCCAACUUUAAUUCCAACUCCUACAGGGCCUGGUGUGAACCCUGUGAUGCCUAUGGAGGGCGCUGCUUUGAGUGCCAACGUGGACAACAGCGUUUUAUUACAUUUAAAGGUGCAAUUGCUUUGUAGAGCGUACCAGGUGCGAGGCCACCAGAAGGCACAUAUCGAUCCGUUAGGGUUCUCUUUCGGUGACGAUAAAAGUAAACCUUUGCCAAGGGAACUAACUUUGGAAUACUACGGGUUUACAGAAAAAGAUUUGGACCAUGAAGUCCAACUAGGACCAGGUAUUUUGCCCCGUUUCGCUAGAGAUGGAAGAACUACCAUGAAGUUAAGAGAAAUUAUUGCAGCAUUGGAGAAGCUUUAUUGCUCCAGUUACGGUAUUGAAUAUGUCCACAUCCCAUCCAAGGAGCAGUGUGAGUGGUUAAGAGAGAGGAUUGAAAUCCAGAAACCUUAUGAAUAUUCAGUCCAACAGAAAAAGCAGAUAUUCGAUAGAUUGACUUGGGCUACCACCUUAGAGGUGUUCUUGGCUGCCAAGUUCCCUAACGUUAAGAGAUUCGGUUUAGAAGGUCUUGAAGGUAUUGUUCCUGGUAUUAAGUCCUUGAUCGACCGUUCCGUUGAACUUGGUGUUGAAGACGUCGUCAUGGGUAUGGCUCACCGUGGUAGAUUAAACGUGCUAUCCAACGUUGUUCAUAAGCCUAACGAGUCCAUUUUCUCAGAAUUUAAGGGCUCUUUCUCACCAGAUGACAGCGAGGGGUCUGGUGAUGUGCAGUACCACUUGGGUAUGAAUUACCAACGCCCAACUGCAUCAGGCAAAUAUGUUAACUUAUCUUUGGUUGGUAACCCAUCUCAUUUGGAAUCUCAGGAUCCAGUUGUUUUGGGUAGAGUUAGAGCCAUCCAGCACUCUAAGAACGAUAUCGGUACUUACAAAAAGGCUAUGGGUAUUUUGCUACAUGGUGAUGCUGCAUUUGCUGCUCAGGGUAUUGUUUACGAAACCAUGGGAUUCCUACAUUUACCAGCUUACUCAACUGGUGGUACCAUCCAUGUCAUUGAAAACAACCAAAUCGGUUUCACCACCGACCCAAGAUCAGCUAGAUCGACCCUGUAUCCAUCUGAUAUUGCCAAGGCAAUUGAGGCUCCAAUCUUCCAUGUUAACGCCAAUGAUGUGGAAGCUAUAACAUUCAUCUUCAACUUGGCUGCCGAAUGGAGAGCUGAGUUCCACACUGAUGUUAUUAUCGACGUUGUCGGUUGGAGAAAACACGGUCACAACGAGACUGACCAACCUGCCUUUACCCAACCAGUUAUGUACAAGAGAAUUUCUGAGCAAAGAUCUGUUUUCGACGUUUAUGAAGAGAAGUUGCUUUCUGAAGGUACUAUGACAAAGAAAGAAAUUGACGAGCAUGUGAAAUGGGUCUGGAAUGUGUUUGAGGAAGCCUAUGCUAAUGGUAAGGACUACCAACCAAACCCAAGAGAAUUGUUGACUGUUUUCUGGGAAAACUUUAAGACACCAAAGGAAUUGGCAUCCGAGAUCUUACCUCACAACCCUACAAACGUUGAUGCAGGAACUUUGAAGUCUGUCGCCAAGGCUAUUUCAAGCUGGCCAAAGGACUUCGAAGUUCACCGUAACUUGAAGAGAAUCUUGAGCAACAGAGGCAAAGCCGUUACCUCUGGUGAAGGUAUCGACUGGUCAACCGGUGAGGCCUUGGCUUUCGGUACAUUGUUGUUAGAAGGUUAUGAUGUCAGAGUUUCCGGUGAAGAUGUCGAAAGAGGUACAUUCUCCCAAAGACAUGCAGUCGUUCACGACCAGAAUUCCUUCAAUACUUAUACCCCUCUACAGAAGUUAUCGGAUAAGCAAGGUGACUUCACUAUCUGUAACUCCUCGUUGUCUGAGUACGGGUGUAUGGGUUUCGAGUAUGGUUACUCCUUGACCUCUCCUGACCAUUUCGUUAUGUGGGAAGCUCAGUUCGGAGAUUUCGCUAACACCGCACAAGUCAUUAUCGAUCAAUACAUAGCUGGUGCGGAAAUAAAAUGGAAGCAACGUUCUGGUUUAGUCUUGUCAUUGCCCCACGGUUACGAUGGACAAGGCCCAGAACAUUCCAGUGGUCGUCUAGAAAGAUUCUUACAAUUGGGUAACGAAGAUCCAAGAUUCUUCCCAAGUGAAUUGAAAUCUCAAAGACAGCACCAAGACUGUAACAUUCAAAUCGCCUACCCAACUACUCCAGCCAACUUGUUCCAUAUUCUAAGACGUCAACAGCAUCGUCAAUUCCGUAAACCAUUAAUUUUGUUCUUCUCCAAACAAUUGUUACGUCAUCCAUUGGCCAGAUCUGAUCUGUCCGAGUUCACCGACGGCGGCUUCCAAUGGAUCAUUGAAGAUGUGGAGCUCGGCAAAUCUAUUGGAACGAAGGAAGAAAUCACCAGAUUAGUUCUUAUCACCGGUCAAGUUUACGCUGCUCUCCACAAAAAGAGAGAAUCGUUGGGUGACAAGAACACGGCUUUCUUGAAGAUUGAACAACUACAUCCGUUCCCAUUCAACGCUUUGCGUGACGCCUUUAACACUUAUCCAAACCUAAAGGACAUUGUCUGGUGUCAAGAAGAGCCAUUGAAUAUGGGUGCUUGGUCCUACGUUUCUCCACGUUUGACUACUACAUUAAAAGAGACAGACAAGUACGCCAACUUCCCAUUCCGUUAUGUAGGUAGAAAUCCAAAUGGAGCAGUCGCGGCUGGAAGUAAAGGUCUCCAUGUUGCCGAAGAAGAAGCGUUCUUAAAGGACGUCUUUAAUGAAGAACAUUAA